AUGGACGACAGCAACGAUAAUGCACACGCCGAGGCAAGCACUGGGAAUUCGAAUGCAGCCAACAACGCUGUAGUCGGCCAUGAAUCACAGCAGCAGCAGCAGCAGCAGCAGGAACAGCAGGAAGUAGGGCACGAGCAGGAGGUGCAUAUCACGGGUCAGACGAAGACUGACAUUGUGUCAGGAACAACCACAGCACGUACCGACAAGGGCAAGGAACCUGACCUUGGCGCCCCAGCAGCCGGCAAUGCGGCUGAGCCAGGCGGUAACGACGAGUUCAGCUGCAACAUCUGCUUUGACUCGGCGACCGACCCGGUGCUGACAAUAUGUGGGCAUCUGUUCUGCUGGUCAUGUCUGGUUCAGUGGCUCGACCGCAGCGCGACCUGCCCGGUGUGCAAGGCUGGGUGCGACAAAGACAAGCGUCCGCCGCCGCCGCAGAGGCAGCCGAACCAGUUCUUUGGAUUCGAUCCAUUUGGCGUGCCUGGCAGUUUCCAUGGCGCCGCGAGGGGUGGCAACUUUGUGUUCACCUGGCGGCUUUGGCUUCUUGCCGACGCUGAUGGGCUUCUCGCGAACGGCAUGCACGGUGUUGCCAGCGCGGGCCAGCCUGUGGGCCAGCAGGCCUUCAUUUCGCGCGUAUUUAUGAUGAUAGCGGCCAUGAUUCUGGUGAGCAUUCUGUUCUACUAA
Linderina pennispora is the source of this 681-nucleotide messenger RNA. RefSeq names its product RING/U-box. Gene Ontology annotation, biological process: ubiquitin-dependent protein catabolic process. The transcript has 5 exons. NCBI's taxonomy places the organism in Eukaryota, Fungi, Kickxellomycota, Kickxellomycetes, Kickxellales, Kickxellaceae. The coding region runs from base 1 to 681 and encodes 226 amino acids. The record is from RefSeq and is a predicted model, not a curated record. Gene Ontology annotation, cellular component: endoplasmic reticulum. Gene Ontology annotation, molecular function: ubiquitin protein ligase activity; ubiquitin-like protein conjugating enzyme binding.